Messenger RNA from Mytilus trossulus (common blue mussel), 3138 nucleotides. Its product is annotated as dentin sialophosphoprotein-like. The record is from RefSeq and is a predicted model, not a curated record. Gene Ontology annotation, molecular function: calcium ion binding. Lineage: Eukaryota; Metazoa; Mollusca; Bivalvia; Mytilida; Mytilidae. The transcript has 4 exons. Bases 80 to 1711 code for a protein of 543 amino acids.
GCGUUGAACGAUAUAUUUGGUGUUUAUUUGUGAUAGUAACUGGACGAGACAAGCAUUCUACAAAUUUUAUACACACAAAAUGAGGAGUUUUCUUCUUUGGAUUUUAUCCAUUUCUUUAUACUAUGAACUAUCAUCGGCAUGGCAUAUGCAGUUUUCGCUUCGUGAUGUCUUAAAAGGACAAUGCAGGGACGUAUGUCCUAGAAUGUGUAAAAAGGAUCCGAAUUCAUUAAGUUCUGAUUACAAGUGUGGAUUUGUUUGCCAAAAUGUUUGCACUUCAAGAAUUAGAAAACGAAGAUCAAAAAGAGCAACCAGCUCGACAAAUCAAAUGCACAUGACACCUUUACCAAGUAAAAUGAAGUUUUUCGAUAUUGAUAACGAUGGCGUUGUUAAUCUUUUCGAGUUUGCACGAGCUUUGGGACAUAAUCCUAGAAAACAGCACGUGGUAAGAGCGUUCAAAGCUGCAGAUUUAGAUGAUGACGAGAAAUUGGACUUUUUUGAAUUCAACAAUGAUGUUUGGGUGACUGACCAAGAUGUUGUCGACGACAAUUAUGAAUUUGAAAUAAAUGAAGACAUGUUUGAUUCCGAAUUUGACGAAGACAGUGACGAGUCUAGCGGAAAAAGAAGUGAUUCCGACGAUUCUAGUAGUGACUCAUCAAAAGAUGACAGCGACGAUAGCAGUGACUCGUCAAAAGAUGAUAGCAGUGACGAUAAAAGUGAUGAUAGCAAAGAUUCUGAUAGUGAUAGCAGUAAAGAUAGCAAAGAUUCUGAUAGAAAGAGUCGACGACGAGGUAAAAAAGGCUCGAAAAAAGGCUCGAAAAAAGGAAGAAAAAGCGACAGAGACGGCGAUGGUGUCGAUAGUUGGGAUAUCGAUGGCAAUGAUGGACUUGAUGGAAGGGAUAGUUUAGAAAUGCCUGCUAUUGACAUGCCUGAGGCAGGAGGUGAAAUGAUGGAAAAUGUUGGCGAGAUGGGAGAAAAAAUGAGAGAAGGCUUUGAAAAUAUAGGUGAUAAUAUGGCUGACGGUAUGGGGGAUAUUAGAGAUGCAAUGGAGGAUAGAAUUGAUGUCAUGAAAGACGCAGCAGACGAUAGAGUUGAUGCAACUGGAGACGCAAUAGACGGAAUGAAAGAUACAUUAGAUGACACAGCUGAUGCUAUGACCGGUGGUGUCAAUGAUGCAGUUGACGGAAUGAAGGAUGCCAUGGGUGGUAUUGCAGAUGCAGCCGCAGAAGGAAUGGACGCAGCAGCAGACGUAGUUGAGAAUAUAGUAGAUGGUAUGACUGAAAACAACAAUCUGGCCCUAGCAGCAAUGGCCACAUCAGGCAUGCCCCCUCCACCACCAAUUAAUGUAGCUGGGGACUCGUUUGUGCAACCUAUAUCUGCAGGAGUGGCUUCUAAUAAUAUUGGAUCUUUGUCCGGAAGUAAUGGCGGAACGUCCUUCAACUCGAUGAACACUUUAAGAACAACACGUGAUGAACAAACGUCAAACACAGCAGGUAAUCGUGUCGCGCGAUGGCAAAAAGUUGCACGAACACGCAAUAUGCUGCUGCCGCCAAGGGAUCUUCGCAAAGGACAACCAGGUCGACGCGUCAUCGAUGACUCAAUGACAACGUCGUUUGUGAGAACGCCACCAUCGGAUGGCUUUGGUUUAUUUAGAAGCGUAGCUCCGAUCAGAGUGCGUGUACCGGCAUUAGCUAAUUUCGGAACGCAAGGCUAGCUUGGAGUCUUUUCUUCAAUUUACAUGAUCUAAAUUAUUUUGAUAAAAAAAUAUAUUAAAUCAUUUUUGAUAAAGCUAUAUUCUAUUCAAAAGAAUGUAAGAGAUUCAAUAUCUAAAAGAAAACAUUAAAUAAGAAAAUUUUGAUAAUUAUUAUAGCAACAAAAAUAGAUAAAACCAAAACUGUAAAUUAAAACAGUAGACAUACUACACCGUUUACUAGUAUUACAUUUUGUUUGAAUAACUUGUGUUCGUUACGUCGUUAUUUAAUUUUAUGUCUUUGUGUUAUAAUACGAUUUGUUUUAAUAUAAAUGUUUAAUUAACCGUUUUGCAUUUAGUGCUGUGUUACGUUUGUUCAUCGCUAAUGUUCGUAUUGUUAUGUCCACCAUUCAGUGUUUGGUGUGUUGUAAAAAUAGGAUUGCGGGGUCUGUCUGACAAAAGCUUUAAUUCAUUUCUAUAAAAUAUUCCACAUUAUUUGUCUUGACAUUCCGACGUUCUAACUUCAGCUCAUUCAGAUUUUGUCCAUUUCUACCAGUGGGACUGGAAAAAAUAUCUAGGAGACGGUCCCCUGUGCCUAUAUUUUGGAGUAUUUUGAAAUACUGUAAAUUCAGAAACUAUUGCGAGGUUUUUUAUUAUUGCGAAAAAUGCGUAAAGCAAUAUUUUAAAUUCGCAUUUUGAAAUAUUUCAUAUGAAUUAAACAGGAUUUUUCACAAAAUCGUAAAAAAUUAAAACAGGAUUUUUUUUAAAAUCGUAAAAAAUAAAAUUGCAUUUAAGUCUUGACAAAAUCGCAAUAAUAAAUGAACGCAAUAAUUUCUGAAUUUACAGUAAUAACAUUGUACUCAAUAACUACACAUAAUCUGUUUUGGUUUCACAAGGUGAGCAAAUAGAAAGUCAAAACCAAUUUGAGAUUUAUUAUAAUAAAAUUACCUAUGACUUCCACUAAUUUGUAAAUAAAAAGAGUUUUUUUUCAGUUAAAACGUUUUUUUUGUAUGUUGUUUGGGUUUUCUUUUUUAUGUUGUGCAGUAUGUAUCGUUAAUGUGCACCUGCAUAAGGAACAAUUGUCAUAAUAAGAUGCAUUAUGUCUUCUAAACAUAGCAAAAUGGUAACAGUUUGAUUGCAAAACCAUGCGCUGAAUAUUUUACAUGAAUUUAAUAGAAAUACAGAAUCACAAUAUUAUAUUAAAUGCUAAAGUUUGCUUUUAUGGAUAUCAUAAAGUAGUCAUAAAGUUAGCAUGCUUAAAUAUAGUUUCUUAAAAGAUAUGUUUGUAAUUUCAAUUUUCAUCCUCAUCAUUGAAAGAAAUUAAGAAGAAGAUACGGAAACAGUCAGUUGUAGAUUUUAAUCCUGAAUUGCUUCAAAUAAGCGUGUGUUUUUUUAUCACAAGACUUUGACGCUUUCAACGAAGCAGUCUUACUGACAUUGAUUCUUUAUCG